CCGUCAGCAGCACAGCUCAGACAUGGGUGUCAGCUGCUUGCCGAGCAGAGCAGCAGGACAGGGGGUUGCUGCUGGGCUUUGGCCAGGAGAGUCUGACGAGCCCAACACUUCGGAUCCCACAUCCGACUCCUCAAAGUGUAGCCAUGUUUGAUAACUCCAACUACCCCUUCAACUGUUUUAACUACGAUGGAGACGGAUACCCUUCCUCCAGCACGGACGAAGAGAAGAAAAUGUGUAGACCCGCUUACAGCUACAUAGCUCUGAUAGCCAUGGCCAUCCAGCAGAGUCCCGAGCAGCGGGUCACUCUGUCGGGCAUCUAUGAGUUCAUCAUGAAGAGAUUUCCUUACUACCGCUCCAACCAAAGAGCCUGGCAGAACUCCAUCAGACACAACCUGUCUCUCAACAGCUGCUUCAUCAAGGUUCCCAGGGCAGAGGGCAAUGAGAAGGGAAAAGGAAACUACUGGACUUAUGCCACCGGCUGUGAAUCCAUGCUCGACCUUUUUGAAAACGGCAAUUUCCGACGUCGCCGGCGCAGGAGGAACAUGAAAAUGGGCUUACGUGAUUCAGGAGAAACCCCUUUCCACCAUUCGGAGAGCCACAGCAAUCAGCAGGUACCCUCAGCUCGGCACCCGGAACCCGACUCCACCCUCUGCCCUUUGAACCCUGAGAGGCCGAGGCCGGGCCCCCGGCAAAACCACCUCAUCCCUAACCCCGCCCAGCAGGGCAAACCAGAGUCAGAGAUCAAGUUUAGCAUUGACUACAUCCUGUCCACUCCAGAUCCACCCCUGCCCGGGUUCAGAUCCUCCCACGGGCCCGUUCACAUAGGCCCCACAGGACCUUCCAUACAUGUCCUGGAGCCACAACAUCUGAACCUGCACUUCUGGACUCUGUAAGAAAAGAGGAAAGCAGAGGCUGAAUUUAUUCAGUCUAAUUUAUUCUUGUUGGUGUCCAAAAAUGGGAAGUACUGUAAGGAGACUCAAACACAGAAGAAAAAACUCCACAGAAGGAAUUUUAUUGACUUGAAAAGAAUGACAACAUAAAUGAGGAAAAAAAGUAUAGAGGUACAGUAUUGUGUGAUGGUAUAGAUGGAAUACAGUCAAAAGAAAGCAUCAUGCUGACUAAGAACUCAUCCAAAAGAUAAAAUGGGAAGUAUACAGUAAAGCGUUCAUAUAUUCUCAAUAUACUGUACGUGCAGUGCUGACAUAGACUAGGUUCUCUACAUGUAUAUACACAGGAGCUGUGAGCACACGUUUGACGUGUUUAAAAAUGCAUUCAAAAUCUGAUCAGGCAAAACAAGUGUCACUGGAUUAUCAUCAGAUCAGAUGAUUGGUUGGUUGUUCUUCAUAAAAAAAGUUUUUUUUCAGAUGAUUUUCCCUGUUAUUCAUUUGGCCGCCUGUUAAACCUGAACAUGAUGUAUGUAUCUAUGUAUGUUCUCGUUUUAUUUCUCCUACAUUAGUUUAGUGAAUGAGUUCAGCAGCACAAAGAUCCCCUUUCUGAACAGAGACUAAUAUUUCAGUCUUAUAAAAACAAAACAAAA
Molecule: messenger RNA, 1537 nt
Organism: Etheostoma spectabile (orangethroat darter)
Lineage: Eukaryota; Metazoa; Chordata; Actinopteri; Perciformes; Percidae
Gene: foxl3
Product: forkhead box L3
Exons: 3
Coding region: 144-893 (249 amino acids)
Biological process (GO): cell differentiation; anatomical structure morphogenesis; regulation of transcription by RNA polymerase II
Molecular function (GO): RNA polymerase II cis-regulatory region sequence-specific DNA binding; DNA-binding transcription factor activity, RNA polymerase II-specific
Source: RefSeq, a predicted model, not a curated record